AUGGCAAAGCGCAAGCGAGAAGCAGCGGCCGCGGCCCUGAAGACGGCGGAGCCAGAGCAGCAACAAACCACCAAGCGCGCAAAGGCAGUACGGCCCACGCCCGAGGAACCUGACGUCGUCGUUCAGAUUGUCACCGGAUCAUACGACCGUACCCUUCACGGCUUCACUGCGACGAUACGCGGCGGCAAGGAGGGAGACAAGGUUGACUUUGCCGACACGUUCCUCUUUGACGCCCACAACUCGGCUGUCAAAUGCCUCGCUCUCUCGCACCCAUCUGCGCCGGCCCCGGGUCAAGGUCAACGGGUCAUGCUGGCAACAGGUGGCACGGACGAGCGAAUCAACGUCUACAACAUCUCUGCGCAUCCGCCCAAGCAGAGCGCCGAACAGGACCUCAUUUCAUCGCUCGCCCCCCGGCCGGUCGCCGAGAACCCGCAGAACAGAGAGCUGGGCACGCUUCUGCACCACUCGUCUACGAUCACAAAGCUCUCCUUCCCCACGAGGUCUAAACUCCUGUCGUCUUCGGAGGAUUCGACAAUAGCUAUCACGAGGACGCGUGACUGGUCGCUACUGUCAGCCAUCAAGGUUCCUAUACCCAAGGCAUAUGGGCGGCCAAGCGGAGACACGGCGCCCAUGGGUGGCACGCCGGCUGGCGUCAACGACUUUGCAGUGCAUCCCAGUCUCAAAGUCAUGAUCAGCGUCAGCAAGGGAGAGCGAUCCAUGAGGCUGUGGAACUUGGUCACGGGAAAGAAGGCCGGCGUGCUGAAUUUUGGCAAGGACGUCCUACACGAGAUAGGCGAGGCCAAGUACAACAUGGGAGAAGGCCGCAGUGUCGUCUGGGGCACCUGCGAUGGGGAGGACGAGUUUGCGGUCGGCUUUGACCGGGAGGUUUUGGUUUACGGAAUGGAUGGAACGCCCAAGUGCCGCGUGAUGGGCAGCCUCAAGACUAAGGUUCACAAGGUACAAUACCUUCAAUGGAAUGCAAACAAAGAUAGCGAGAAGGACGGCAAGAAGGACAGCAAGAAAGGCGAUGACGUCAGUUUCCUCGCCGUGUCCACCGAAGACGGGCGGAUAUGUUUCUUCUCUACCAAGAGUGAAGAUCUAAAUCAGCCACAAGAUGGUGAGGGGAAGGAUGGUGCCAAGAAGACAGAGCACCUGCCAACUGCCAAACUUUUAGGCAGCGUAGGAGGCAAAGAUUCCGGGGUUACCAGCCGCAUCAAAGACUUUGUGGUCUUAGCGGGUACCGAAAACGUGCAACAAAAGCACAGAGUCGUCGUGGCUGGAAGCAGUGACGGCAAGGUUCACGUGUGGAAGGUGGAGCGCAAAUGCCUCGUGAGCGGUAAGGGGUCUAUUGGCAAAAAGUUGGGAAGUUAUGAGACGCAAAAUCGGAUUACAUGCCUGACGGCAUUCGAAAUGAUACCCAGACCGGAGGGCUUGGACGAUGAAGGCGAGGAGGAGGAGGAGGAGGUAGAGAGCGGGGAAGAGCUAGAUUCAGAAGACGGCGAGAAGUAA
Pyricularia grisea is the source of this 1509-nucleotide messenger RNA. RefSeq lists its product as uncharacterized. The record is from RefSeq and is a predicted model, not a curated record. Bases 1 to 1509 code for a protein of 502 amino acids. Lineage: Eukaryota; Fungi; Ascomycota; Sordariomycetes; Magnaporthales; Pyriculariaceae. The transcript has a single exon. Gene Ontology annotation, molecular function: protein binding.